AUGAGAGGGCCACAGGCCUCCCAUCCCCCCCUUACCGGACCCGACGAGCACCCUCCAGGAGAAUGGGCCUCCCAUCUCAAGGUACUUCCUUAUGAAUGCGUACGCGAUGAACGAGAUAUCUCGCCUCCCUUCCUGCGUUUCCUCAUCACCCUCCCACCUUGCCGAGAGCCCAUGCUACGGGACAGCAUUCCCUGGAAUGCUGUGGACCUAAACGAAGAAAUCGGCAAGCUUGCUGAGCAUGUUGAAGCGGCAUACAUGUUCAUGGUCGGGCGUCGUAUUGAGCUGGAGUGUGCGUUGUGCCAACUCGGAGGAGGGGUUUUCCCUUACUGCGUAGUUAUCGACUACGAAGACGGCCAAUCUGAGUGCUGUAAUUGCCACUGGGAAUGCACCACUGAUGGCUGUUGGCUCCUUGGAAAACGGGGUCAAUAUUUCUUCCAAAGCUUGUUCUAUGAGGAAUCUUUAUAG
This is a messenger RNA of Penicillium crustosum, 465 nucleotides long. RefSeq lists its product as uncharacterized. Bases 1 to 465 code for a protein of 154 amino acids. The record is from RefSeq and is a predicted model, not a curated record. Lineage: Eukaryota; Fungi; Ascomycota; Eurotiomycetes; Eurotiales; Aspergillaceae. The transcript is spliced from 2 exons.